Molecule: messenger RNA, 1105 nt
Organism: Mus musculus (house mouse)
Lineage: Eukaryota; Metazoa; Chordata; Mammalia; Rodentia; Muridae
Gene: Ca15
Product: carbonic anhydrase 15
Exons: 8
Coding region: 80-1054 (324 amino acids)
Cellular component (GO): extracellular region
Molecular function (GO): carbonate dehydratase activity; zinc ion binding
Source: RefSeq, marked provisional
GCAGAGCAGCCUUCUAAGUAGCCUGGCUGUACAUUCCUCAUCCACUUUGCAGUUCUCCGGAGUCAGCCACUGCAGCAUCAUGUGGGCCCUGGACUUCUUGCUCAGCUUCCUCCUUAUACAACUGGCGGCACAGGUGGACUCCAGUGGUACCUGGUGCUACGACUCCCAAGACCCAAAGUGUGGCCCUGCCCACUGGAAGGAACUAGCACCUGCCUGUGGGGGCCCAACCCAGUCCCCUAUCAACAUUGACCUUCGAUUGGUCCAGCGGGACUACACUCUUAAGCCCUUCAUCUUUCAAGGCUAUGAUUCAGCCCCUCAAGAUCCUUGGGUCCUGGAGAACGAUGGCCACACAGUGCUACUUCGAGUAAAUUCCUGUCAGCAGAACUGCCCAGCCAUCCGAGGGGCUGGGCUCCCGUCACCAGAGUACCGGCUACUGCAGCUGCACUUCCACUGGGGCAGCCCAGGGCACCAAGGCUCCGAGCACAGCCUGGAUGAGAAGCAUGGCUCUAUGGAGAUGCACAUGGUCCACAUGAACACAAAGUACCAGAGCAUGGAGGAUGCACGGAGCCAACCAGAUGGGUUUGCUAUACUGGCUGUGCUGUUGGUGGAGGAAGACAGGGACAAUACCAAUUUCUCUGCCAUUGUGUCUGGCCUGAAAAAUUUAUCUUCACCUGGGGUAGCUGUGAAUCUGACGUCCACCUUUGCACUGGCCUCUCUGCUGCCAAGUGCUUUGCGGCUCUUGCGGUACUACCGAUACUCUGGGUCUCUGACCACGCCGGGCUGUGAGCCAGCGGUGCUCUGGACUGUCUUUGAAAACACCGUACCCAUUGGGCAUGCGCAGGUAGUCCAGUUCCAGGCCGUGCUUCAGACUGGGCCACCAGGUUUGCACCCCAGACCACUCACGAGUAAUUUCCGCCCCCAGCAGCCUCUUGGAGGGCGCAGGAUAUCAGCCUCUCCCGAAGCAUCCGUCCGAUCAUCAGUCUCUACCCUGCCCUGUUUGCACCUGGCUCUUGUGGGCUUGGGAGUUGGCCUGAGACUCUGGCAGGGUCCCUAGGUCCAGCAAUGAUUCUACAAUAGUAUUUCCCCAAUAAAUCGUGCAUAGUGA